GUGCCAAAUAAUUGGAAAUACUUAUACCAUUUGUUUUCACUAAAUAAUAAUGCCUUUGUUUUCAAAUACACAAAUCUUACAUAGGUGUUUUAUAAUAUAGGCUGUCUGUCAAUAUUUAUUCAUUUGAAAAUCAAAUUAUGAAAAAUGUUAAAUUUUUGAAUUUCGUUCUUCUUGACAGCUUAAAUAAGUGAAUUUUUACGCUUUUAUAUUAUAAAACUAUCCUGAAACCAUAUUUUCACAAAUUAUUAUUUUCAAGCUAAGCUAAUAAAGCAUGGCUAAAAAAUCAAUGAAAAUAUAACACUUUAAAAUGACAUAAGAGUAUAGUGCUACCAUGUGAUUAUUCCAAUAACAUAAUCGAUAUAAGAUAUUAUAAUAGAAAGUUUAAAUUAUGUACAUAUAUUAUUAAAUGUUACAUUUAUUUAAAGUUGAUCAUUAAAUGAUUAAUCUGUUUAUGGCAAUAUAACUAAACGUUGUUUGGCAACAAUCAGCUGAUUUGUGAUUUUGUCAAUGUCAAAAAGGAAAGACUGCGCCCUAAAUAACGACCGUGUCCACGCAUCAAUACAUAGUAAAUAUAUAUUAAAUCGCUAUCACUGAAUAAAAACAACGUGUCAAUAAAAUUAUCACGAUGGGAAAUUAUUUUACUGUUAAUAUGGAAGAGAAUUUCAAGAAAAAUCAAGAAUUCAUACAAACCAUAAACAAAAUAAAAAUGGAGAGGCAAAUACAGCUGCAAUAUCAAAUGCAAGAAAGGCAAAUGGCAAUGCAAAUUGCUAAAAACAGGGACACAUGCCUGUGGCUCACUGCAUUCUACUGUGCAGCAUCAACAGCUUUAUUUACUGGUUUCAGGAGAACAAAAAGAGCAUACUUCCUUAUUCCCAUGGUACCAUUAACAUUUGUAACCCUUUAUUACUGGGAUCUUGCUUAUGGAAACAAGGUUCAUAGAAUACGAUGUGAGUAACUCGAGGCCUUAAAUCAAUUUAGUUAAUAAAAUAAAAGUUAUGUGAAUAUCUUGUCAUAAAACAUAGAUUUGAUACAUUUUGUAUUCUCACUAUACAUACUUAUCUCCAUCUCAGUAUAUUAACCUCUAUGAACUUUUCUGGAGUUGAUAAUUAACUGUAAAAAUAGGUGCCAUAACGAGGUUAUAAAACCAAAUGGCGAGGUAUUUCAGCAUGUAAAAAUUUGAUAUUCUGAAUUUUUCACAAAAUAUUAAGAAUGCAGUGUGAAUUAUUAAGCAUGUUUUCAAUAUUUUUAAGAUAUUAAAGUUUUUGGCAGAAUGUUAGACCUACUAAAUAAUUUUUCAAGAUCAUAAAAUUUUUUGUAGUUUGUUGUUAUUGUAAUUAUUUAUUUUCUACAUCUUAUUAUAAGUAAGAUAAAUACAAAUGUAAUUAUUUGUUUAGUGGAGGCUGAGCAUAUAAUGACACAUGAACCUGAUUUACUGGAAUGGCCUUGUGGUUUGCCAUCUCCAUCAUCCAUUGAUCUGGGCCGUUUGGAAGAAGAAGAAAGAAAGAAAAUCCAUCCACCACUUAUUUAAAUUAAUCUAAGAUAUCUCUUGCAAGUGUGCCUUCACUGCAGCUAGGCAGCUUGGCAAUAUAGAGAUUUGUUAGUUGAUGCUAGAAACGCUUUGUGCUAGUAGAUUUACAUAGCCAAACUAAUAUAUAAACACUAAUUAAUCGAUUGUGUCCAUCCACCCCUACAUGUGCAUAUCUCAAGUUCUGAGGCUUGGAUCGAACUGGCGCAGAAUUGAGCCAAUUUGCAUGUCCUGGUCAUUGUGGUUGAUUUUACAUACGCUAGCGUUGAUGUCUGGUUGAUAACGGAAGGUAUAGCGUUAGAUUGACGCGUCAUUGUACCGUGUGUGACUUACAUGUUUAUUCAUCUACGUAAUCUUAAAAAAUUGAUCUGAAUAGAUCUCAAAGUUAUUGAACCAAGAAUUGAAUUCAAUGUAACUUUAAAGAGGCGAUCUAAUUUGUUUAUGAUCGUACGAGCAAAAGAUGCGAUCGUCGUGCGAUGGUUUAUUGAGUUUUCUAAUGACUUGCACAAUGCCGUCGCUAAUGCCUCAAGCGACGGCAUGUGAUCAAUUAAUACACUUUCAAAGAGAUCUUAAUAUCUCGGGGCUGGGUGGUUGAGGUAACUUAAUUAUAAACUUGGGAUCUAAAAAAUGUAUAAUAUAUAUGAUGUUGUCAAAUAGUGUUUCCUCGAAUGUGUAUCGGCUAAACUAUGUAAGUCGUAAAAAUUGUGAUCAAAGCCGGCGGCAAACCAGACUAAAAGUUUAAGCCCGUUACAUAUGUGAUGCGAGAAUGCAUUAUUGUUUAGAAUUCCUCGCCUAUAUGUACAUUUCAAUUUUAUAGUGUCAGUGUAAUGUUUAACUUAAACUUUUUCGAUAUUAUAGAUGUGAAAGUAAAUUUAAUAAAAUUAAUAUCCUCUUUUAGAGGUAUCACGAUGAAUAAUAAUCGUACUUUUUGAAUUCUCUGUACUUAUAUUUAAUAUUCAUAAUUCCUAAAACUAUUUAGCAUGUAAGUGAAGUAUAACUUAAACAUUCUUUGAUAUAUUUACACCAGAUUGUAGAUACAGUCAACAGUACGUCAGGUUAUAAAAAAAACUGUUGAAUUUCUCCCACUCGAUUAUAAACCUUAAUACAUAUUGUGGUACUCUGACGUGCAGCAGUGUGUACCUACGAUGAAUUAGUGAUGUUAUUAACAAAAAAAAAUAUUAUUAUAAAAUAAUUGUAGGUUAAAAAAAGUUUUGAAAUACGAACAUGUCCUGGCUAAGGCGUCCGACUACUUAGCUAACGAUUGUAGGAUGCGCAAAUGAUGUGAUUUCGUAAUGCGGGAUAGAUAUAAUUCAAGCUUUAUUUAAAGUAGCUAUUUAGUAACAUUCCUUAUUGAAUCACAAUUUUUUUUAGAUGUAUUUUUGUAUAGAAAAGCUUAUCAAGUGCAUAGGUACUUAUGAAUUGUUACUAAUUAUGGAGUUUUUUUUGUUAUACUUGAAAGCUAUUGCUUCAAUGUUGUUGUUAGUUAUUUUGUUUUUAAGCCACAUAAAACUAACUUUUUAUAAUAUUAGUAGUAUUAUGAGACAAAUAAGUAAUCUUAGUUAAAGUUAAGUGUUUUACUCAAACUGAAAAAUAUACAAUUAAAAUUAAUUGAUAAUUGUAUUAUUGUUUUAUUAAAAUCAUUAAAAAUAAAAUAACUUUCGUGGACUCGUAUACCAGUUUUGAUUUCAGUCCAUCUCUGAGACCCCAGAUUGGUAAGUGUACCUAAGUUUGACGUUAAGAAUUUGUAUGAAGAUUUUUAGUUCUCAAUAGUUACCGCUAGAGGCGUAGUACCGGAAUCUUACAUUCUAAAAUCUUAACGCGCUCGCGAUCUACGGUAAACGUAAACGACAAAAAGAAAACUACACUAAUCGCUCUGGUUCUAUUUAUGUUCGGGUUACAGGAGUUAGUAUAGAUUUCUUUUUUGCUUAUCGGAUUUUCAGAUCUAUGUAGAUGUGGUAAGUAGGUUGUCUCAGAUACUCCAUAUUAAGGGGGCUUUAGCUAAUCUUGGAAUCUGAGGAAUGUAUAUGAUAUUCUAAUAUUUAUACUUAUUUAUUAUUGCUUUAUAUGGAAUAAAGAUUUCAUAAUUUUUAA
This is a messenger RNA of Diatraea saccharalis (sugarcane borer), 3616 nucleotides long. The record is from the annotation of a GenBank genome assembly. Lineage: Eukaryota; Metazoa; Arthropoda; Insecta; Lepidoptera; Crambidae.